Molecule: messenger RNA, 3417 nt
Organism: Diachasmimorpha longicaudata
Lineage: Eukaryota; Metazoa; Arthropoda; Insecta; Hymenoptera; Braconidae
Gene: Top3beta
Product: DNA topoisomerase 3-beta-1
Exons: 4
Coding region: 303-2855 (850 amino acids)
Biological process (GO): DNA topological change
Cellular component (GO): nucleus
Molecular function (GO): DNA binding; DNA topoisomerase type I (single strand cut, ATP-independent) activity
Source: RefSeq, a predicted model, not a curated record
ACAAAACCGUCAGACGCGAUAGAAACGCGAAAAUAAUUUUUUUUUUCUUGUACCGAGAGACAGCCGUUUCCGCCACCAGAAUCGACCGUAACGCCUCCCGAUCGGGGUCUAGUACCACCACUAGCUUGGGGUCGCAUUACCCUCGAUAUCUGAGUCUCUAUUCUAGUCUAUCCUCUUUGAGAUGUUUGCUCAUGGCGGCCGCUAUGGAGACGUUAAAAAGGUGAAGUGUCCCUUUAAAGACCAUUAUUAUCGGUGUCUGAUGAGUGCCAAAUUAAGGGAUUUCUAAGAAAAAGUACUAAAAAAUGAAAACUGCAUUAAUGGUGGCUGAGAAGCCAUCUCUAGCGGCUUCUCUCGCUAAUAUCCUCAGCAAUGGGAAAUGUACCAACAGAAAAGGGAUGAAUGGUUCAUGCUCAGUGCACGAAUGGAUUGGUCAACUUCGCUCAGAGACCGUCAGCUUCAAAAUGACAUCAGUCUGCGGUCAUGUAAUGAGUCUUGACUUUAUCGGGAAAUAUAACAACUGGGACAAAGUGGAUCCCGCUGAAUUAUUCAACUGUCAAACCGAGAAAAAAGAGGCAGUACCAAAGCUCCGAAUCCCCGCGUUUCUCUCGAAGGAAGGAUCUCAUUGCGAGUACCUUAUCCUUUGGUUGGAUUGUGACAAGGAGGGUGAGAAUAUCUGUUUCGAGGUAAUCCAGGCAGUUCAAGAGCGGAGGAAUCCUCCACUGAGCCACCACAACAUAUGGAGAGCAAAAUUCUCAGCAAUCACAGAUCGAGACAUUAAAUCAGCCCUGCAGAAUCUCGUCAAGCCGAACGAGAAUGAAGCUAGAAGCGUUGACGCACGACAGGAAUUGGAUCUUCGUAUUGGGUGUGCCUUUACCAGAUUCCAGACGAAAUUUUUCCAAGGAAAAUAUGGAGAUCUGGAUGCUUCCCUGAUAUCUUACGGUCCCUGCCAGACUCCAACACUUGGCUUCUGCGUUCAGAGGCACGAUGAAAUUCAGACAUUCAAGCCUGACCCCUACUGGGUCCUUCAAGUGACGAUUAAGACCACCGAGGGGCAGGACAUGGUUCUCAGCUGGGCCAGGGGCCGUUCUUUCGAUAAAGAAAUUGCGAAUAUUUUCUUAUCCCAUGUUAAAGAGCAUGAGCAGGCAACAGUCGUUAACAUUUCGAGCUCUGAAAAGACGAAGGGAAGACCAAUAGCUCUGAACACUGUCGAGCUGAUGAGAGUAUCGAGCUCUGGCUUGGGCAUGGGCCCUCAUCAUGCCAUGCAAAUUGCUGAGCGUCUCUACACCCAGGGGUACAUCAGUUACCCAAGGACUGAGACGACUUCUUAUCCAGAGAAUUUUGAUCUUCUGGCCACCCUCAGGCAGCAGCAGAAUAGCUCCGAUUGGGGGGAGGAUGUGAGGAAAAUUCUGGCGAAUGGAAUCAACAGACCCAAGAAGGGACACGAUGCUGGGGAUCAUCCUCCUAUCACUCCCAUGAAACCUGCCUCCAGGAAUGAACUCGACGGCGAUUCCUGGAGGAUCUAUGAUUACAUCACUAGACACUUUAUUGCCACUCUCGCCAAAGACUGCAAGUACCUCAGUACGACUAUUAAAUUUGAGAUUGGAAUCGAGAGUUUUUCAUUGACUGGAAGUACUUUAAUUGAUCCCGGGUAUACAAGUCUCCUCACUUGGCAGGCCCUCGGCGCUAAUGAGUCUUUGCCUAGACUCAAUGUUGGCGACAAAGUGAGCAUUCACGAAACUAAACUACUGGAGUGCUACACACAACCACCGGACUACUUGACUGAAUCGGAGUUAAUUACGCUUAUGGAGAAACAUGGAAUUGGAACUGAUGCCUCGAUACCCGUUCAUAUUAAUAAUAUUUGCAUUAGGAAUUAUGUGAGUGUUGUAGCGGGGAGAAAGCUCGUUCCCACUUCCCUUGGAAUUGUUCUCGUUCAUGGAUAUCAAAAGAUUGAUCCGGAUCUAGUCCUUCCAACAAUGCGUUCAGCAGUUGAGGAGCAGUUGAAUUUAAUAGCACUCGGUCGGGCUGAUUUUUACGCUGUAUUACAGCACACGAUCGAAGUAUUCAAACAAAAGUUUCAUUAUUUUGUUCAGAGUAUCGACGGUAUGGACCAAUUAUUUGAGGUAUCUUUUUCACCUCUCUCAGCCUCGGGCAAAGCCCAUUCGCGAUGUGGCAAGUGUCGUCGUUACAUGAAAUAUAUUCAGACAAAACCAUCGAGACUUCACUGCGCCCAUUGUAACGAGACUUACAAUUUACCACAAAAUGGUAAUAUCAGGAUUUAUAAGGAGCUCAAAUGUCCACUCGAUGAUUUUGAACUAUUGUCGUGGUCGACGGGUACCAGAGGCAAGAGUUACACCUUCUGUCCGUAUUGUUAUAAUAAUCCUCCAUUCAGGGACAUGAAGAAAGGAAGCACUGGUUGUAAUUCCUGCACCCACCCAAGCUGUCCCCAUGGAUUAAAUUCAAAUGGUCUCUCGAGUUGUCCAGAGUGUGAAGCUGGUAUUCUAGUACUGGAUCCCUCAGCAGCGCCAAAAUGGAAAUUAGGAUGUAACAGAUGUGAUGUUAUAAUUCAUUUCUUUGAGAAUGCUCACAAGGUGGCUGUUGACACUGAUGUUUGUGAAUGUGGUGCGCAACUCAUCACAGUUCAGUAUAAAGAGGACAAGAGCAAAUUGCCGAAUGAGGCAACUGAGAUGACUGGCUGUGUAUUUUGUACAGUGGAAUUUGGACCACUGGUGGAGAAGCAUCGAGCUGUAGCUUCAAAGCCUGUGAUGACCAGGGGACGUGGACAUGCCAAAGGUCGUAGUCGAGGCAAACCAAGGCCCAAGGACAAGAUGGCGCAAUUAGCUGCUUACUUUGUUUGAAAUACAUACGUGAAAUGCACAGUGAAUAACAAUUAACAAUUAAUAGAAUAAAACGUGAUUGAAAAUGAGAAUUCAUGAGGCGGAGAUUUAGUAGAAAUUAUUCGGAGAAUUUUUUUUAUAGUCAAAAAAAAAUUAAUAGAAAAAUCUGGCGGAUUGUAUUGAACUCUUCCAGAAAUUCAUUACGUUUUACCAAUCUACUAAUGAAUGAUACUGCCAAUUUUUUAUAAUUAGCUUUCGUGAUGAAAAGAAAGGAGAACAUCACUGUACUUUUUUUCUCAAUACUCUGAAUAUUCUAAGGACAGUGUCAAUAAUGUAAUUAUUGAUUUGGGUACAAUAUCAAUGAAUCACAAUUUCUUGUGUACCUGAUAGAAGGAUCUGUCAAGUACUCUGUGUUCAUUUACAUCAGAUACUUAAUUAAUAUUAAUUAAAUGCUCUCGCUGAUAUCUUAAUUUCAUUAUUUAAGAGCCUGUGCCAAUUGCGUUUCUAUAGACUCAUUAAAAUAACGAAGAUUUCGCAGAUAAUACUGUCUCGUGUAAAUAAAUUUUGUAAUCUCAAAGGUUAA